Molecule: messenger RNA, 1023 nt
Organism: Cutaneotrichosporon cavernicola
Lineage: Eukaryota; Fungi; Basidiomycota; Tremellomycetes; Trichosporonales; Trichosporonaceae
Gene: YHM1
Exons: 7
Coding region: 1-1023 (340 amino acids)
Cellular component (GO): mitochondrion
Molecular function (GO): guanine nucleotide transmembrane transporter activity
Source: RefSeq, a predicted model, not a curated record
AUGGUUUUUGGGCGGCAUACCUGGGCGGAUGACUUUUUCUACAAACACAGCCCGAGCAAUCUAGAUACCCGGCGCAACGGCAACGCAACGCAACGGCAACGCAACGUCUACACCAACACCAACAUGGCUCCUACUGACUCUUUCAAGCGCGAGAGCGGCACUGCCCGCAUCCUCGGCUCUGGCACUUCGGGCAUUGCCGAGCUGAUCGUCUUCCACCCGGUCGACACGGUCGCCAAGCGUCUCAUGUCGAACCGCUCGCACCUCUCGCUCGCCAACCUCAACCAGGUCAUCUUCCGUAACGCUGUCAACGCCAGCAUUGGCGGCAAGUUUGUCUCCCUCUUCCCCGGUCUCGGCUACGCUGCUGGUUACAAGGUCGCCCAGCGUGUGUACAAGUUUGGCGGACAGCCGUACUUCCGUGACGUUAUCGACAGCAACGCUGGUGACUGGUUCCGCAGCACGUUUGGCAAGAAGAACGGCGGCAUGCUCAUGCACGCUACUGCUGGCUCGCUUACUGGUAUCGGUGAGGUCGUGCUCCUUCCCCUCGAUGUCCUCAAGAUCAAGAUGCAGACCAACCCCGACGCGCUCAAGGGCCGUGGCAUCGUCAAGCUCAUCACUGAGGAGGGACUCGGCUCGCUCUACCGUGGCUGGGGCUGGACCAUGGCCCGUAACGCUCCCGGCUCGUUCGCUCUCUUCGGUGGCUCUGCCCUCACCAAGGAGUACGUCUUCAAGCUCGACGACUACUCCAAGGCCACCUGGGGCCAGAACUUCGUCGCGUCGGUCACCGGUGCCGUCGCCUCGAUCACCGUUGCCGCGCCCCUCGACGUUGUCAAGACCCGUAUCCAGAACGCCAACUUCAACACCAACGUCUCGGGCUUCGCCGUCAUCAAGGAGAUGAUCAAGACGGAGGGUCCUUCGUCGUUCUUCAAGGGUCUCACUCCCAAGAUCCUCGUCGUUGGCCCCAAGCUCGUGUUCUCGUACACGCUUGCCCAGUCGCUCAUUCCGUUCUUUGGCAAGUACGUCUAA